UUGUGCCCUCGGGAAUGACCCGGAUCCCAUCCUCCACCAGAUUCUAGGCUCGUUAUUGUUUAAAUAAUAGUCUGCCCUAUCAUUUUCUAGGGCACAAGGGCUGGAGCCAUGAAGAGCAAGGGCGGCAAGGCGAUGAAUCCCACGGACGCAUACCGCAAGGAGCUGCGCAAGAAGGAGUUGAAACGAAACAAAAAGGAGAGGAAGAAGGUGAGGGAGGUGGGCAUUCUCAAAAAGGACCCGGAGGCUCUCAAGGACCAGAUCAAGAAGCUCGACACCCAGAAUACAGAAGCAGACGGAGCUCUGGACAAGACGAGGCGGCACAAGAAGCGGCAGCUCGAGGACACUCUCAACCUCGUUCUCAAGAAGCGAAAGGAGUACGUGGACAAGAUGAAAGAAAAAGGAGAAGAUCCGGUUAUGUUCAGCCACUUGCCUGCUCCUCGAGCAAAAGCUCCAGGCGACGAAGACGACGACAAGCCAUACACACCUCAGGACUCUGCGUAUGACCAUACGACGCUAAAUCCCGCUGGAGUUCCACCACCUGGGAAGCCGCCAAUGUACAGACCAUUCACAGGAUCAGCGCCCGAGCUGAAUGUAGCUGUGCCUCUCCCGCCGCCACCUCCUCCGCCACCUUUGCCUGUGAGCAGGGAAGUGAGUGAGUUGGACCCGCUCUCUGUGCCCGUUCCUCCGCCGCCUCCUGCUCCUCGCUUGCCACCCAAGCCUUCGACUAUGACGUAUAUUCCACCUUCCGGGGAGCCCUCUACCUCAGCAGGGAACGAUGCGAGAGCAGAGUUGGCAGAUACACCACCUCAAGACUCUGGAGACGAUGAUAAUGACGACGACGACGACGAUGACGACUCCGACUCUGAACGAGAAAAAGCUGCUUCAACGUCAUCUGCUGUGGUCCGGCCACCCUUAGUAACGCCAAUGCAAAUGACACCACUCCCACCACCACCACCACCACCGCCAGCAAUGAGACCUCCGCCCCCUGUUCCUCCAAGGUUGCCGCUGGCCCCUCCUGGAAUGGUUGCACCACCAGCUGGUAUAUCACAGCCACAUUUCACGUUUCCACCACCGCCAGGUCUUCCUCACGUUGGCAUGGCCUACGGCAGUGUUCCUCCAGCAGCUGUAGCACCAAGAGCAACAGCACAAGAAGCCCCCCCUAAAACCACCACCACCAAUAAGCCAUUCUAUGUCAAGUCUGCGGCCCCAACAGCGACAAAGCGACCCCUGGCACAGCACACUCCGGGCCUGACUGCCAUGGUGCCAGCGUCUGUGAGAGUUCGAAGAGAAACAGCACCGAAAGCAAAGCCUAAGCCGUCUGUAACUCACGCUGCUGCCCCAGCCAUAACACCGAGGCCUCCCGUUCUAGCUGUCAAGCCUCAAAGCAUCGACGACUCCUAUUCCGCCUUUCUGGAGGACAUGAAGGCCCUGGGUGCAUUUGAUGAAGAAGACGUUAAGUGAAAGAGGCUUGUGUAGAAGCGCAGUCUUUAUUUCCGUUCUGUACAAACUUUUCUUGCUUGGAGAAGCAAGUUAUUGUGCUUUGAUUCUCAGCGGCCUUGAAGAAGUGGCUCCUCCCUGUUAUCAAAUGGAAUGAAUAUAAAUGACUGAGCACACAAAAGUAA
Molecule: messenger RNA, 1622 nt
Organism: Selaginella moellendorffii
Lineage: Eukaryota; Viridiplantae; Streptophyta; Lycopodiopsida; Selaginellales; Selaginellaceae
Product: WW domain-binding protein 11
Exons: 9
Coding region: 109-1461 (450 amino acids)
Biological process (GO): mRNA cis splicing, via spliceosome
Cellular component (GO): spliceosomal complex
Source: RefSeq, a predicted model, not a curated record